GUCGUCUGAGUGCGGAACUCCGUCUCGAGAGCCGCAGGCGGUACGCGGGCCGUGUACAGGGGGAAAGUGCAGCUGACCGGGGAACUAGGCCGUUCAAACGUUCAUCCGACAUGGACCGCUCCAUGAGAGGUACAUAUGAGAGGUAUAUAUAAACAUGAGCUACUGAUGUCUGGCGACUUCCUGCAUAACAGGCGAGAGUAGAACGACUAGACUAUGGCAAGUACUAUCACCAAGAUCGAGAUCUUCCGCGUGCCUCCCCGUUGGCUCUUCGUACGAGUUGAAACGCAGGACGGUACGGUAGGUUGGGGGGAAGGCACUCUCGAAGGACAUACGGAGGCGAUCGAGGGAGCCUACCAAGACCUCAUCAGGAGGUUCGUCGGAUGGGAUGCAGACAGAAUCCAAGACAUUUGGCAGCACUGCUAUCGGGCGAGGUUCUACAGAGGAGGGCCCGUACUCAUGUCUGCAGCAUCCGGGCUCGAUAUAGCGCUAUGGGACAUCAAGGGCAAGCGACUUGGUGUACCCGUCUGGCAGUUGCUCGGAGGCAAAGUCCGCGACCGCCUGAAGGUCUACGGGUGGAUUGGGGGAGACAAGCCAAGUGCAGUCGUCGAAGGUGCUCAAGGCCGCAAGGAACAAGGGUUCACGGCUGUGAAGAUGAACGGGACAGAGGCAAUCGGCUGGAUUGACUCACCAGAGCAGCUGCAAGACACCGUUGCACGAGUAAGGGAUGUGAGAGCCCUGGGGUUGGAUGUUGGCGUAGACUUCCAUGGUCGCGUCCACAAGGGCAUGGCAAAACAGCUUGCCAAACUCCUGGAACCCCUGCAGCCACUCUUCAUAGAAGAGCCUCUCCUUGCGUCACAGCCGCUGGAGAUCGCAGACCUGUCCAAGCAGGUCUCUACACCUAUCGCUCUCGGAGAACGUCUACACUCCCGUAGCGAUUUCCGUCCGUACCUCGAAGCGCGUGCCAUCGAUAUCGCACAACCAGACGUCGCUCACUGCGGUGGGAUCAGUGAGCUUCACAGGAUAGCAUCUCUGACUGAGACCUACGACGUUGCUCUUGCGCCGCAUUGCCCACUUGGUCCCAUUGCGCUCGCCGCGUGUAUGCAAGUCGAUAUCGCCGCACCUAACUUCUGUAUCCAGGAAUUGAGUCUGCAGAUGCAUUACAACGAAGGUGCAGAUCUCCUCACCUACCUUGUGGACCCGUCCGUGUUUGCAAUCAAGGACGGAUACGUCGAGGCUCUCCAAGGGCCAGGCUUGGGCAUUGAAAUCAACGAGAAACUCGUGCGUGAAUAUACCGAGCAAUACCAUGAUCAGAAACCUUGGAUCAACGCUGUAUGGACGGGAAAGGACGGGUCGUUGCGCGAAUGGUAAAUGGUACAGUGUGGUAUUACACGAUAGAAACAAUGGAGCGAAACUAUCUCGAUCGCGCGGCCGUUCCUUGCGACGAUGC
Messenger RNA from Rhodofomes roseus, 1447 nucleotides. Its product is annotated as enolase C-terminal domain-like protein. Gene Ontology annotation, biological process: amino acid catabolic process; D-galactonate catabolic process. The transcript has 9 exons. Lineage: Eukaryota; Fungi; Basidiomycota; Agaricomycetes; Polyporales; Fomitopsidaceae. The record is from RefSeq and is a predicted model, not a curated record. Bases 214 to 1368 code for a protein of 384 amino acids. Gene Ontology annotation, molecular function: galactonate dehydratase activity.